Molecule: messenger RNA, 1578 nt
Organism: Nicrophorus vespilloides
Lineage: Eukaryota; Metazoa; Arthropoda; Insecta; Coleoptera; Silphidae
Exons: 4
Coding region: 1-1578 (525 amino acids)
Cellular component (GO): extracellular matrix
Source: RefSeq, a predicted model, not a curated record
AUGAUUGCUAAGAUUUUCGGAUUUGCAGCUCUCGUAGCUGUUGCUAAUGCUAGAGUUUUCGAACUUCACCAUGGUGAACAUGGAUCAUCUUAUUCUUCAGUAAGUUUCGCUGCAGCUCCAACUAUUGUAAAAACUGCUCCUGUUACACAUGUUGCUCCGAUUGCUCACGUCGCCCCCGUCGUACAUAUUGCUCCAGCUGCUCACAUCGCUCCAGUUGUUACUAAAGUUGUAACUCCAGUCAUUAAGAAAGAAGUAUACGCUGAUACUCCAGCUCAUUACUCUUACGAAUACGGAGUUAAAGAUUCCAAUAGCGGAGAUAUCAAGAACCAACAUGAAGAACGCAAUGGUGAUGUAGUCAAAGGAUUCUACACAUUGGUUCAACCUGAUGGAGUCACCCGUACCGUCCACUAUACCUCUGAUGCCCACAGUGGAUUUAACGCUAAUGUUGAAUAUAAAGGAGAACCAAUUGUACAGAAAGCUGUAGUAGCUAAAGCCAUUGUUCCAGCUGUUGUAGCACCAGUUUUGGGAUUCGCAGCUCUCGUAGCUUUCGUUCAAGCCGGAGUUUUUGAACUCCAUCAUGGAGAACAUGGAACAUCGUAUUCAACAGUGAACUUAGUCGCUGUUCCGGCUGUUGUAAAAACUGCUCAUGUUGCUCCAGUUGCCCACGUCACACCUGUAUUAUCUGUAGCUCAUGUUGCUCCUGUAGUUACCAAAGUGGUUUCGCCAGUUGUACAGAAAGAAUUUUAUCCUGAUACUCCAGCUCACUAUUCCUUCGAAUAUGGAGUUAACGAUGCCCAUACCGGUGAUGUUAAGAACCAACACGAAGAACGCGAUGGUGAUGUCGUGAAGGGCUACUACACCUUGGUUCAACCUGAUGGUGUUACUCGUACUGUUCACUACACUUCUGAUGCUCAUAGUGGCUUCAAUGCUAACGUCGAAUAUAAGGGAGAACCAAUCGUCCAAAAAACUGUAGUAGCUAAAGCCAUUGUUCCAGCUAAAAUUUCAGUAGCUGCUCCUGUGUACCAUACUUUUUCAUUGAUUUUGGCUAUUUCUGCCGUUGUGGCUUUUGCCAAUGCUGGAGUUAUCAAUCUUCAUCAUGAUGUCCAUGCGACAUCAUAUUCUUCAGUAAACUUUGCUGCUGUAGCACCAGCACAUGCCGCUCCAGUCGCACAUGUUACCCAUGUUGCUCCAGUAGCUCACAUUACACCAGUUUCUCACGUUUCCUAUGUCGCUCCAGUAGCCCACAUCGCUCCAAUUGUUGCUAAAGUCGUAAAUCCCGUCAUCAAGAAAGAAAUUUACGCCGAUGUUCCAGCUCAUUACUCUUACGAAUAUGGAGUUAAUGAUUCUCACACCGGAGAUAUCAAAAACCAACACGAAGAACGUGACGGAGAUAUUGUAAAGGGUUUCUACACCUUGGUUCAACCUGAUGGUGUGACCCGUACUGUCCACUACACUUCUGAUGCCCAUAGUGGAUUCAACGCUAAUGUUGAAUACAAAGGAGAACCGAUUGUACAAAAGGCUGUCGUUCCAGUCAAAGUAGCCGUAGCUUCUCCAGUAUACCAUGCUUACCAUCACUAA